Knipowitschia caucasica is the source of this 507-nucleotide messenger RNA. NCBI's taxonomy places the organism in Eukaryota, Metazoa, Chordata, Actinopteri, Gobiiformes, Gobiidae. The record is from the annotation of a GenBank genome assembly.
AUGUGGGUCAGACUGGUCCUCAAAGAGCCAGACUCGAUCUGGGACCAUGUGGGUCAGACUGGUCCUCAAAGAGCCAGACUCGAUCUGGGACCAUGUGAGUUAGACUGGUCCUCAAAGAGCCAGACUCGAUCUGGGACCAUGUGGGUCAGACUGGUCCUCAAAGAGCCAGACUCGAUCUGGGACCAUGUGGGUCAGACUGGUCCUCAAAGAGCCAGACUCGAUCUGGGACCAUGUGAGUUAGACUGGUCCUCAAAGAGCCAGACUCGAUCUGGGACCAUGUGGGUCAGACUGGUCCUCAAAGAGCCAGACUCGAUCUGGGACCAUGUGGGUCAGACUGGUCCUCAAAGAGCCAGACUCGAUCUGGGACCAUGUGGGUCAGACUGGUCCUCAAAGAGCCAGACUCGAUCUGGGACCAUGUGGGUCAGACUGGUCCUCAAAGAGCCAGACUCGAUCUGGGACCAUAGGUCAUGUGACCACAGAGGUCAUGUGACCACAGAGGUCAUGUGA